Cajanus cajan (pigeon pea) is the source of this 1533-nucleotide messenger RNA. Its product is annotated as beta-amyrin 11-oxidase. Gene Ontology annotation, molecular function: iron ion binding; heme binding; ent-kaurenoic acid monooxygenase activity. The record is from RefSeq and is a predicted model, not a curated record. Lineage: Eukaryota; Viridiplantae; Streptophyta; Magnoliopsida; Fabales; Fabaceae. Gene Ontology annotation, cellular component: endoplasmic reticulum. Gene Ontology annotation, biological process: brassinosteroid homeostasis; multicellular organism development; brassinosteroid biosynthetic process.
AUGGAAUUACAUUGGGUUUGGAUGAGUGUUGCCACUUUGUUGGCUUCUUACGUUUUGCUAAACAAAUUCGUGAGGAGGUUGAAUGGAUGGUAUUAUGAUCUGAAAUUAGGAAACAAACAAUCCCUAUUGCCUCCUGGUGAUAUGGGUUGGCCUCUUAUUGGCAAUAUGAUACCCUUCAUCAAAGUCUUAUCCUCUGGCCAACUCGAUUCAUUCAUCAACAAUUUUGUCUCCAAAUAUGGACGAAGUGGUAUCUACAAGACACAUUUGUUUGGAAAACCAAGCAUGAUUGUUUGUGCUCCUGAGAUGUGUAGACAAGUGCUGAAUGAUGAUGAGAACUUUAAAUUGGCGUAUCCAAAAUCUGUUUCUGAAUUACUUGGUAGUAAUACCUCGACUGGAGUCUUUAAUGUUGAACACAAGCGCUUACGACGAGUAGUUUCUGUUCCGAUUAUGGGUCAAAAUAUGUUAGCGAUGUACUUGGCACGUAUUGAGGAGAUAGUAAUUGAUUCACUAGAAGAAUUAUCCAGCAUAAAGCACCCUGUUGAGAUUUUCAAGGAGUUGGAGAAGAUUACCUUUAAAGUCAUCACCUACGUCUUCUUUGGAUCUCACAAUCAACCCAUCGUCGCAAAAGUAAAAGAUUUAUUUAGGGAAUUUUCGGAUUGUAAUCCCUUAUUUAGUGUGCCCAUUAACUUGCCUGGUUUUACAUAUCAUAAAGCACUUCAGGUACGCAAGAAGCUGUUAAAAGUGGUUAUAUCUGGUGUGGGUGAAAGGAGGUUGAUGAGAAAAAAGGGUCAACUCAAUGAUGAAAAGGAUUUUAUUGAUAUUCUUUUGGAAGAUAAAAGAGAGAAUGGAGAGGAAUUAGAAGAUGAGCAGAUUGCAGAUAUAGUCAUAGGGCUUCUAUUUGUUGGUCAUGAAAGCACAGCAACUGGUUUGAUGUGGUCACUUAUGUAUCUUACACUACAUCCCGAUGUGUUCAGAAAAGCCAAGCAAGAGCAAGAAGAAAUAGUGAAGGCAAGACCGCCAUCGCAGAAACAUCUAAGUCAUAGCGAAGUUAAGCAAAUGGUUUAUCUUUCACAAGUAAUUAAUGAAGUGUUACGUCUUACUAAUAUUUCCUUUGCAAUUUUUCGAGAGGCAACUGCUGAUGUCAAUGUCAAAGGUUAUAUCAUACAGAAGGGAUGGAAAGUUCUAGUUUGGUUAAGAGCUAUUCAUAUGAAUCCUGAAUAUUACCCAAAUCCAAAAGAGUUUAAUCCAUCAAGAUGGGAUAAUUACAAUGCUACAGCAGGAACCUUCCUUCCCUUUGGAGGUGGAAGCAGGCUUUGUCCAGGAAAAGACAUAUCCAAUCUCGAAACUACUAUAUUUUUACACUAUUUUCUCCUUAAUUACAGGUUGGAGAUAAUGAAUUCAAAAUCUCAUGUUCCUAACUUCUCAUUCUCUUAUCCCAAAGAUUUGGCUAAAGUUAUCAAAGUCUCUUCUUAAUUAGUUAAGCAAAAUGAAUAUUGGAGACGGCUUAUUAAUAAUUUUUAUGGUUCUAUUUGU